This is a messenger RNA of Parathielavia appendiculata, 913 nucleotides long. RefSeq lists its product as uncharacterized. The record is from RefSeq and is a predicted model, not a curated record. The transcript is spliced from 2 exons. Lineage: Eukaryota; Fungi; Ascomycota; Sordariomycetes; Sordariales; Chaetomiaceae. Bases 151 to 639 code for a protein of 162 amino acids.
GGCGGCUACGGGUAAUGUGAGUACCUCCCCCUGAUUUGCCUGCCUUAGGCAACCACCCCCUCCCCGUAAAAUCCUUCCUCCACGCAAGGCACCAAGUCCCAACCCGUCCUGGGCCCAUGGACUCCGCAUUCCUCAUCCUGUGGUCAUCCGAUGCUCCACAAUCCACCUAUCCUUAAGACCGCUCAGCAAGCGCCGUCAAGGGCUUCAGAAUCACCGAAACCAGACAACCAGGGCUUAUAUACGCCCUCCACAAUCCUUUUGUUUUACCACCCAUGCCUGGCUGCAUUCCCUUCCGAAUGUUUCCUUCCCACCAGCAGCCCACCCAACCGAAGUCCAACAAAUCCCCACCCCGUGGGCCGCCGCCGAAGCAGCAGGAAGACACCUAGAAAAAAGCCGCUCAACGGUGCCGCUUAUUCCCGUCCGUCCAUGCGCCAGCCACGACCAGAAGCGGAAAGGAAACCUAGCCUGAUAACAAACUCCCAUAGCCCACGCCUGGCCGAUAAAGGCAAUUCCUCCGUCCACCAAAGCCUUCCUGCCCGAUCCGUAUGUCGUGUCGUUUCCCCGCGCCUUUCGUCGUCGUUGGGGAGAAGAAGAUUCGGGGAGCCACCCGGCUCUAUCGUGCACCCCGUCAGGAGCUGACAGUGCCGAUAAAUUGAGAUGAAAACCUGCCAAAGACUGGUGUUCGUUGAGUAGAACUGGCGUCAAAUGGGCGAACGAGCGCAGCGUAACGGCGCAGACGGCCGCGACUCCGACAUGAAUAUGAAAAAGACCCGCGAGCGCGAAAGGUGAGAGCCAGAAACAGUUCGCCGUCUACUGUGUCCACGUGACGCCGAGAAAAACCAAUGUCGAUUGGAUCGCUCGCAAGAAACACUCGUCGAAGAUCAGGCCGGUAGCCGCGCGAAAUUAGAGAUAU